Ectocarpus sp. CCAP 1310/34 is the source of this 2630-nucleotide messenger RNA. NCBI's taxonomy places the organism in Eukaryota, Phaeophyceae, Ectocarpales, Ectocarpaceae. The record is from the annotation of a GenBank genome assembly.
UCAUACGUCUCCCUCCCCCUCUGCAAACAAUAACUCUACGUGCCCGCUGCUGGCUGCACUGCUCUUUCUCUCUAGGAGACUACGAUGGCUGGGAAAGAAAAGCUCAACUUCCAGUCCAGACGGUCACCUGUGCUGGGCACCCAUGCCGCGGUGUCUACCUCCCAGCCCCUGGCGACGGAUAUUGGCGCCAGGAUCCUCCGGUCGGGUGGCAAUGCGGUCGAUGCCGCCGUCGCGGUUUCUGCUGCCCUAUGUGUGCUGGAGCCCUGCUCUACCGGCCUUGGGGGCGACAUGUUCAUGCUCUACUACGAAGCCUCCACCAAAGAAGUACACGCGGUGAACGGUUCCGGCAAGGCACCCGCCGCCCUCUCCCUGGAACGCUGCCUCGAAGACCUGGGAAAGGCAACGCCGGCGACGGCGCCAGAAGCAGCUGCGGCCGCCGCGGGCGGCGGCUGCGGCAGCGGUAGCGGUCCGAAAGAUAUACCUCCGUGCCACCCCCACUCGGUGACAGUCCCCGGGGCCGCGGCCGGGUGGUGCGACUCGUUGUCGAAGUUCGGCUCCGGCGCGUUGACACUCUCUGAGCUCAUGGAGCCGGCGGCAGUGCUUGCCGAGGAGGGUUUCCCCGUGUCGCCCAUCACCGCCCAUCACUGGGGGCUGAAUGCGUAUCAGCUGGAGACGGGGCCCAACAAAGGGGCAGCCCUGCUCAUGCCGAACGGGAGGACGCCGUCGGCGGGCGAAGUGUUUCGGAACCCCGACAUGGCGGGCGUGUUGCGUGAGCUAGGGACAGGCGGGAAGGAGGAAUUCUACGGCGGCCGUAUCGGGGAAGCCGUGGUGAAGGUGCUCCAAGAAAUGGGCGGUGUGCUCACGAUGGAAGACCUAAAGGCCCACACCACCGCUUUCGUGGAGCCCAUCUCCGUGGAGUUCGCCGGGGUACGCGUGUACGAGGUCCCGCCGAACGGGCAGGGCAUCGCCGCCCUGCUGGCCCUCAACAUCCUCAAGGAGCUAGGGGUAGUCGAAGAAGCGAGGGCUGCUGCUGCUGCUGCCACUGCGGAGGAUGGCGGGGAAGCGGCGUACCUGCAUAGACUGAUCGAGGUUCUCCGUCUUGCCUUUGCGGACACGCGGUGGUACUGCGCGGACAUGGACAAGGCGGAAGUACCGGUGAAGGAGCUGCUAGGGCAGGCUUACGCCGCGGAGCGUGCCCGCCUCUUCGACCCGACGAGGGCGUCAGCCGACGUGAAGAAGGGUACUCCGACCAAAAGCUCGUGCACAGUGAGCUUCCAGGUCGUCGACGAUCAGGGAAAUGCCGUGUCUUUUGUGAACUCCAACUACAUGGGGUUCGGUUCCGGUAUUGUCCCGGAUGGGUGUGGGUUUUCCCUUCAGAGCAGGGGCUCUAACUUUGUGCUCGACGCCGAGCACCCCAAUGUUCUGGCACCGGGAAAGCGGCCGUACCACACAAUCAUCCCUUGCAUGGUGACGUCAGAGGCCACAGGAGAGCUCUUCGCAACGAUGACCAACAUGGGCGCAUUCAUGCAACCCCAGGGCCACGUGCAGCUUCUCUCGAACCUGCUCCUGCGGGGGAUGGACCCCCAGGCCGCCAUCGACGCACCCCGCUUCUGCAUUCGCGACGGCAUGGCCAACGGGGCCGUCGCCCUUGAGCCUUGGCACCCCGACGUCGCCGCUGCCGCCGCCGGCCGUGAUACCCCAGAGGGUGCUGACAAGGGCGAAGAGGGCUAUGAGGCGGUAAUAUCGGAGCUCCAGCGUAUGGGUCACGACAUCAAGGUGGUGCGGGGGCACGCGCGAUGUGAGAUGGGGCGAGCUCAGAUUAUUCAGCGCAAAAUGAGUGGUGGCACCCAGGUCCUUUGGUGCGGGUCGGAUGGAAGGGCUGACGGGUGUGCUGUAGCGUGGUAAUGUGGCAACGUGGUAUUCUAUUAUUGGUGCAAAUACCAUGGUACGAAUGGUACAGGACCAUGGUACCACAACCGCCGAGGAGCAAGUGACAUCGCGUCGGAAAGAGGAGUUGUUUUUUUGUGUGUACUUUUGUCCAGCAAGUGCGGCUGGUUGCGUGAGAUGAAAAGGAGAAGAAUACUUAGAUGAUGAUGGUGUGUGAGUGAUCGCGCGAGGUGGAUAAGCAGCUACCAGAAAACUGUUGCGCGUGUUUGCCUUGUCCAAGAAGCUACGUGAAACGCCUUUUUUUUUUCGGGAGAGACGGCUCCAUUAUAUCACCCCCUGGUCUCUCCACAUGUCGCGUUUUCACGAAAGUCUUCACCCACGGUCAUUUGGCGGUAAUACGGUAGGAUUCGGCACGGCACAAGUGUGUGUGUGUUUCUUGGUGUCUGGUGCUGCCUCUAUUCUUCGGGCGGCCAGAGCAAGCCUUGACGCAACCUCAUACCGAGACUUGGCGAUUUUUCAAAGGUGGAGGUGGCGGAAGGUAGCUUGUGGCACCAGUACUUCCCCUACAUGUCAUGGCAGCUUGGAGGUGUAUGAAUGGUGUAAUGUAAGGCCGUGGACAAGGCGGACAAGAUUCCGUUUUAGGUUCUUUCGUUUCGGGAGCAGCAACCAAUCCUGUGCAGCAUUGAAACGUACGAACGUCGUGGAAAGUCCAAAACAACUGUCAAAAUCACGCGGAGGUCGUU